CCGUGCAGUGCGAGCGGAGGAGGUCUGUCCCUCAUCGGCCGCCGUCUGCCGGGUGCGCUCCGCUUCCGCGCUCGCCGCUUGCUCGUCCCGUCCGCCGCCCGGCCCGGCCCCGCCAUGAGCGACAAGGGCGAGCUGGACCUCACCGGCGCCAAGCAGAACACGGGCAUGUGGCUGGUGAAGGUCCCCAAAUACUUGUCACAACAGUGGAGUAAAGCUUCAGGAAGAGGUGAAGUGGGAAAACUAAGGAUUGUCAAAAAUCAAGGAAGAACAGAAGUGUCAUUUACUUUGAAUGAAGAGCUUGCAAGCAUCAAUGAUAUUGGAGGAAAACCUGCUUCAGUCAGUGCACCAAGGGAACAUCCAUUUCUUCUGCAAAGUGUGGGAGGACAGACCUUAACAGUGUUCACAGAAACUUCAGUAGAAAACCAAUCAGAAGAAAAAUCAGAAAGUGGCAGUGCUGAUAAACUUGCCUUGGAAGGAAUAGUGGUGCAACGUGCUGAAUGCAGACCUGCAGCUAGUGAAAAUUAUAUGAAGUUGAAAAGAUUACAGAUAGAAGAAUCUUCUAAACCUGUAAGGUUAUCACAGCAGCUGGACAAAGCUGUAACCACAAACUAUAAACCAGUGGCUAAUCAUCAGUAUAAUAUUGAAUAUGAGAAGAAGAAGAAAGAAGAUGGAAAACGAGCUCGAGCUGAUAAACAACAAGUGCUGGACAUGCUUUUUUCAGCCUUUGAGAAGCAUCAGUAUUAUAACAUUAAAGACCUGGUGGACAUAACCAAACAGCCAGUGAUAUACUUGAAAGAAAUUUUGAGAGAAAUAGGUAUCUACAAUGUGAAGGGGACCCACAAAAACACAUGGGAGCUGAAGCCAGAAUACAGACAUUAUCAAGGAGAAGAAAAGAGUGAUUAACAAAAACAUUUAUGUUGUAAGAGUGAUUGCACUGAGGGAACUGUGGUGUUUACAGACAGGACUGAGCACAGUGCAAUUCUGCAAUGAUAAAGAUAAAUUAAAGCAGCUGAUACUUUGUAAUUUUCUGUAGUUUUUUUCCCCAAGGAAUAUUUCUUAUAUGUUUCUAUAUAUGCUUCGUCUUUUGACAGGAAAAGUUUAUAGAAUAAACUUGUAUUAGGUUUAACUUUAUUAGAAAUCUUUUUAGUUUUCCUCUUAAUUUUUCUUGGUAGCUUUGUGGCUUUUCCAAGCCUUGAUAACUUUGAUGGAAAAUGUGUUUUAGAGGAACCCAUAACUUUGUGGGUUUGCAUUCCAAUGUAACCAGGUUAAUACCCUCAGUUCUGCUGGGAUCUGUCAAGGCUUUGUCUGGAAGCCUGCAAAUGUGCACAGCCCUUUGUGCAGUGUUUGUGUGGAAUGGACAUGAUGCUCUUCUUGGUAUCAGGCUUUAAGAAAAACAACCACAACCAUGGUGCUUGUCACAAUCCUUAGACCCCCUGGGAACAAACCAAUGCAGUUAAACACCUGUAAAGUCAGUGGGAAGAUGUCAGUCCCCUCCAUGUGAUUACUGAGAAAAAAAUGAAAUGUCUGUUAGCUACAGCAAGGAAUAGUUUUAUCUUUUGUUUGAUUUUUAUGCUGAUACCUAUGUUCUGUUUAAGCAUAUCAAUAAAAGUGUUAUUUUAAUUUGUGCCACACAAUGUUCUACAUUAUUGACUGAACACAUUGUGAUUUAGGUGGCAUAAGGCUGAAGUGUUUUUUCAAAGCAUGUUUUUAUUGCUGGCUUUGCCACUGAGUUCCACUGUGGUUUGGAAAAGAUUGCUAAAUGUGUCUGUGUCUCUGUUCCCCCAUUUUUGAAAUGUACACUGCAAGGGUUGUCUCUUUGACAUCCUUCUUAGGAGGGAGCAGGAAGGAGACUAUUUAUUUAUAUUCACAAAGCUUUUAUGUUAAAGAAAGAGCAAAGAACACAGAGUGGGAUAACCUCAUUAUUAUACCUGUAAAUGAAGCAGAAGGUGAGGUUUGAUAGCUCAGCUUUCACAUUCUCUCAUGUCCCUCAGGUGUGUGCAUCAUUUCUGCUCACCCUAAUGACACAGAAGGUAAGUGUGAGAAGCAAACAUUCCAUUAUUGGUUUACUUGGAAGCAGUGAAAGGAGAGUGUCAAAAGUCGGGGAGUGGUCAAAUGCUUUCAGAGGUUUGUAAAACAACUCUUACACAUAAGUCACACAAUUUUGCUCAAUUAAUUUUUUUCUAGUGUUGUUUGUGUUGGUAUCUCUACAGCUACACUUUGGGCUGGUGCUCAGUGUCCUGUGGCAUUAAGGGCCCAUUCCCAGGAGAGGGACUGCUGAGAGUUUUGAAGAGCAGAUCGCAUUCCAGGAAGGUGUGUUCUCUCAUAAAUACUGCCACUGACUCAUGUCUCCUCAGGCUCUGCAGCAGGACCCAGCUUGCAGAUGGUUGUAGGAGCCAUCUGAGGAUGCUGAGAGAAAUGCAGGAAGUCAGCCUUUGUGUCUUGCUGUGGAACAUGAUGUGCUCCUGGGCAGUAGCCAGGGCUGCUCACACUGCUGUCCUUAUAGUACUGCUUGAGUCCUCUGUGGACUCGUGUUCAGGGAUGUGCAGGAUGAGAGCUCUUGCCUUUUGUGAGCUGGACUCCUCUUUGGGAUCCAUGUCCUGUCUCAGCAGCUGAAGCUGAAGCAGCCAGCAAUUCUAGGUCAGCUUCUCCCUUGUGUUGCUCCUCACAUGGUCCUCUGAAACCUGCAGGGGGUGCCAUGCAGUCCUGAUUAGUAGUGUAAUUCCUCACCACAGGUAAAAAUGACUGUGGCAUUUCAGAGGGAAAUGGUUACCUUGAGUGGGAUCCCCAGCAGGAUUAGUUUAGCAGGAAAGUUUUGUAUCUGAUUGUAUUUCUGGUUUUAUGUGAGCUGCUUCACAGUUUGUCUUCAGUCGAGAGGGACAUAAUCAGUCAGCAUGAAAUGCCUGAACGUGUAAGUAAAGGAGGUAUUUUAUUGAUCUGCAGAGUGCCUUUGGACACGGUAAAUAAGCUCUGCUCAGGAGUAAUGGAAAAUGUGCAGAGCACUCUGUUUUUUAUGGGGUUUAUGGUCUUUGCAAAGGGCUGAUUUUUUUAUGGGUAUCAUUAAAAAUGUGAAGAGUGCUAGAAGUAAAUAGAAAAAAUAAGCAGUGGAGUUUUCAACCAGUGAGCAAACAGGUUGAGGAAUGCCAAGGUGUACUGGUUUGUUUGCAGCCUUCUGUGGAGUAGCACCAGUUACAAAUAAUGAGGAGCAGGACAGUGAGGAAACACCAUUUCAAAGAUGGAAUUAGGAAAUGCUAUUUCAGACAAAAUAAGAAAAGAUAACCAGUGGAGAGUCCAGAAGCCAGCCAGCUUGUGAACUAUUUUUUUACUUGCUUUCUGCAUGACUUUGAAGUUUUUCAAGCAUGUUAGGGUGUAACUGGAAUUUUAGCCUCAAAAGCUGCCACAAAAUCCAAGUGGCAUGAGAGAAGGGAACAAUGAGCCCACAGAGAUGCUGAUCAGGAGAGCUGAAAGAUGCUCUCCUCUCUGCUGGCACAGGACCUGUGCUGUGCAUUCAAGGGCUCUGCUGGCUCUUGCCUGGGGGGAGCACACGGUAAAGAUGAAGAUGGGAGUUUUUAGGUGCCCUUGGCAGGUCAUCAUCCAGCCUGCAGCUAAGCCAUGGGAUCUUGCAGUACAAACCAUCAUAGAGACAGAAGCAGCAAAGUAAACCUGCUGCAACAGGCCCCAUAUUCUACCUUCUACAGUAACCCAGGGCACUGCAGGACUAGUCUAAAUUCAUGCAAGGCUGAGAUAAAGACUGAGCAUUUGGGAGAGCCUUGUUUGGAUCCAUCACUUAAUAACCAGCAAAACCUCUCCAGCUCUGCUGCGCUUGUUCUGCACGAGGCCCUUAUGCAAGUGCUGUUGGCAGGAUUUCCAUCUGCCAAAGAAAGGAGGAGGCUCAGAGGCGUUCAGGCCUGAUUCCCUGGCCCCCACAUUCGGAUUAAUCUAAACUCUGGACUUGCAGCAGUGAUGAACAAUUCCCUGCUGGUCUUCCCAUGUGCUGCUGUGAGUGCUGGACACUGAACUCUGCUCAUGCAGAUGUUCUUGAAUAUUAGUGGUCAAAAUGCUGCUUGGCAGUGGGUCCCACAGGCAUGAGCAGAAGUUUCUGUGUGCCAAAUGCCAUUAAAUGAGAUUAAAAGCGUGUUCACUCUCCAGCACUGCUUGUCCCAGUUGACCAGUUUGAGUCACUGGAAAUUUCAUACACGGUAAGCUCAGGCAGUACCUGCAGGGACCUGAGCAGACAUGAGGUGAGAGCCACCCCUUUAGAGAUCCCCUGCUCACUCAACCUCCCUUCUCUUUCCCCCCACCCCAGGGAAAUGAGGAGAAUCAGAAUAAAACUUCUAUGUUGAGAAAGAACAGUUUAAUAACUGAAAAUCAGUAAAAUCUAAUAGUAAUGAUAAAACAUUAUAAAAAUGAAAUAAAAAGGGAAAAGCAAGUGAUGGAUGAUACAAGUGCUCACCACACUCUGACUGAUGGCAGACCCCCCUUCCUGAACCCAGGGCAGUGCCCCCGUAUGGGUAAGUACCCCCAUUUAUAUACUGGGCAUUCUGUGGUGUGGAAUAUCCGUGGUGAGCCCGGGUCACCUCUCCCAGCUGUGCUUCCUCCCCCUUUCUUCUGCAUCCCUUCUCACUGGCAGAGCAUGAGACAAUGGAAAAAUGUCCUUGACUUAGGGUAAACACGACUUAGCAGAAAAACAGAACAUCGGUGUCUUAUCAACACCACUCUGAUUCUGAAUCCAAAACACAGCACUGUAACAGCUACCGAGAAGAAAUUAACUCAGAAAUGAGCACGGCUGAAAAUCAGGACACAGGGACGGGGAUGGCAUAUGCUGCUGGAUGUGGCUGGUGGGCUGGGGCAGCUGCAGCCGGUGGGAAGGGCAGAGUUGAUUCCCAAAACACCUUUUUGUGGGCAGCGUGAGGAAGCACCUGCAGGCAGUUCUGUGGCUGCAGCAAACCACAGCUGCAGGGGCAGCAAAACCAUCCCUCCCUGCUGCCCAGCUCGGGUGCAGACACAGCUGUAGGUAGAGCAGCUAAACUUAAACCGGACUAUGCCACUUGCAACAGUGGGGUUUUGUUUCGUUAGCCGAGGAGGGUGGGAGUACCCAGCUUUACAUGGCCAUUUUUUGACUACUCUGUUACAAAGAAUUUGGGAAACUAGUCUUUAAAAAACUUUCUCGACAUCCAUGUUCAUGGACAUUUCAUAUUAAAAAAUAAACAACGAGUCUGCUUUGUGCCAGCAACCUGCACUUUGCUGAGGACAGGAAGAAAGAGGUUUGCUCUCCAAAAUGUCAGCAGUGCUUCCUUUGCUGCUGCUGCUGGCUACAGACGGGGAGGUGAAUUCCAGCUUUUAUUUCCCAGGAUAAAGUGUGGGCUGCAGAGAAACAACGAUUCAACAUUUUAUCAGUGUGUCCAGCUGCUGCCACAUUAGGAACAUUAGCAUCACACUACCAAAAUGGUCUUUAAAACCCUUCAAGGGUGUUUGGAUCCUUUCUGCCUGAGGUGGAAGGUGAUGAAUGCAGCUCUAGUGGAUUAAAAUGCCCAGCAGCCAUGUGGAUCCUCAACAUCCCACGCACUCCUACAUAACACACUAGCAGGGUUGCCAGCAUUUGCUGGCACCCAAAAAAAGCUCCCUCAAGCCACCAGCCCUUGCCACAGGCACUUGGCUGUGAUCUCUGCACGAGCUUCCAGCUGCAGCUUUGACCAAAGGCAGCCAAGACACAGGGACGGCAAACCAGCAAGAUUGUGCUCUUGGGAAUGGAUUUGGUACUUUUUAGGGCAAAAACUUCCAGGCCUGGCUAGGGUUUUUUUUCUCCCUACCAAGACGUUUAUCCCUGAGCUAAUGAACAAGGUGAACUGCUCUCCCACUGCUGGCUACAGACACAGAGAUUUCCUGGUCCACAGCAAAACAUCCCAGCUUACAAUGGCAGCAAAACCCAGGGAACUGGCUACAGAGCUAAAGCAUAGAUUGAGGUUCACCGGGGCAGAGGGAGGCAUCCUAUCUGCUCCAAGCAAGCAGCAGAAGUAUCUUGAUGUAGAUACUAUUGCUCUUUAAUGAAAGCAUCCUCCCUGAACGGCUGUCACUGAAAACACUGCCAAGAUUGCAGUGGGCUGACCUGUGCCAACUCAAUGGCCAGAGGCUUGCUUAGGGAAGAAAGCAAAUUGCAGCUUUUCCAUUUUAUUUCCAAAUUAAAAAAAAAAAAAAAAAAAAAAUUAUUUGAUAACAACUGUGUCCUAAGCUUAUUGUAAUUGCCUCCUGGCUGCAACCUAAAUGAUUUAUAAAAUAAAUUCACAAAAAAAGCCCCCAACACCAAUCAAACCCAACUGUGUUUCCUACAUACUUUAAUUCAGAAUCUUCCCUUUGCAGGUUCUCCCUCCUCAUGCCAAAGCCGAGGGCUGCACAAGGCUCCCAGACCAUCACCCAUUUGGGCUCUGGCAUCUACCCCCAGCCCAUGCUCAGAGGGCAAAGCUAAGGGCUGGGCACCCCAGAGGGGCAGUGGGGGCACCACUGCCUCUGCCACCCUCUCCCUGCACUGCAUGAACAGCCCCAGCCUGCACCCUUUCUUCUCAAGGCAGAUGGCCAAGCAGCAAAACACUGCUGUAGCAGAUUUGGACAUUAAUAUCAGUCACUGACACAUGAAGUGUUUGGCGUUUUUUGUUUGUUUCCAAAGGGCAAAAAUAGAGUGGAUUUGUAGGUGGGGUAGUAAAACUGUAAGAUAAAAAGCAGACAUUGAUGGGGAAUUGUGGGGUGGGAGGGCAAAAAGGGAACCAUGGGACAUGUGCCCAGCACAGCAGCUGCUUCCUUCAGCUCCAAGGCAUCACUCCUUUAACUAGAGAAGCAUGAAACCAAAAAGGCAAGUUGUUCUCUUCAUAAGCAAAUCAGCCUUCCAUCAGCAUCCAGCUUGUAGUGGGUGCAGGAGCAGCCUGCUGCCCCCAGAGCCAGCAUAGGGAAGGUUUCUAUCCAGCUGCUUAACCUGCUCUGUGAGGCUCAGGGAAAAUGCAGUUUGGAUCCUUCCCAAAUCCACUGAAAGCAUCUUUCCAGGAAUGAGAGAUGCCAGCCUGAUAAGCACAUUCUGAAACAAGGCGGGGCUAAGUGUUAAAGCUGUUCUUCAGUUCUGGCUGCUUCAGCUUAAGCAGCAUCAGGGUAAUUUGUUACUAUGGGGGAUUUUCUCAAUUUAAUAACUGCAAAGCUGUUGUCUGAAGUAUGAAGACUUUCCAAAUCACUCUAGCUUUUCAGGCCCAGGAAAGAAGCAGCUCCUUUAGAUGAAGAUGGGCCAGAAGAAGGGUAAUUAUGCUGUGAGUAUAUAUGCAGACUUCCUUCCCAACACAGAGCUGCAUCAUGGGCUGUGGACAAGUGCAUUUACCAGCACAAGCCUCCCCCUUCACAGCACGUAGCGACUCCCACCUCUCCCUCACCCUGACUCCACAGCAGGCAGCUACCCCAGCAGUGCAGCUGUGACAAACUCUUGUCGCUGCCGCAGUCCUUCCCUGCCACACCCUCCCUGACAGAUUUGAUGCUGCAAAGCAGCAAAACUUAUCCUCUUCCCUGAGAAACUGGAGGCAGGAAUGCAUUUUUGGGAAAUGCAGUGAGUGCAGCAAGAACACUUCUCUUGCAGCUCACUGAAGAAACAACCAAAAUCCUGCACCUCCAGAGCCUUUGAACUGACACUUCACUUCCAGCGGGCUGGAAGGAGCCUUCCCACCAGAGGCUGUGCUAUGCAGUUUAAAAGCACACCUGCUAGGAGCCCAGAACCCCCUAGUUAAGAAUGUUUGCACACAGCAAUUAAAUACCCCAGAGAGCCUGGAGUACAGACAGGAUGACACAAUUUGCCAUUCAGCCAAGCAGCAAGGCUGUGCUCAUCAUGCAACAAAGCACCUGCUUUUCAAAGCAGCACAGCACCUGUACACAGGUGCCACGUGGCAAUUUGCUCCAGGCUGGUGCCCAGGGCUCCCAGCUUCAGGCAGGGGGAGGAGUCAUUUCCACUCUCACAUAUCAACUGUACAGAGUUUUAAACUUUGACUCACAGGAAGCAGGAGCCAGGGCUAUGAGGGGCAGCACAGCCAUAGCAGCACUGCCCUGCCCACACUAACUUUACUCAAACAAGAAGUCUCAACUAAGUCUUUUUCCUCUCCCUCUCCUUUAAUGCUCCCAUUUUUAAUGAAGAUGCAACGGGAAAGAUAACAUCCUCACCUGGCCCCAUUAAUCACAUCCUCUGCAAGAAAAGCAAGAGUUGCCUUAGUGGCUUUAUCUAGCCUCCCUGACUUUUCAGCCCCACUGGGGUGAAGCAGUUACACCAAAAUUGUACCUCAUCCAGAAUCCUAGCUGACCAAAAAUCCUUUCUUGAAGGAGCUUAAAAAAAAAUUGAACCCCCUACCAUAUAUAUAUGAAAUUCCCACAGAACUAAAACAGGGUGUAUUUAAAAAGACAGAACCUGAGAGAACUAGGGCACACUCCACUCCCUCCUCCAGUCUCUCACUCCUCCCAGCCUGCUGCCACAUCUAUCUCACCCCUGCAGAACCCAGCCUCCACCCUCCAGCAUCAGGGGCCAAAAAUUGACACAAGACAACCAAGACAUGAAAACUCAGAAGGAGAAACAGCAAAUGGGCCAUGCCCUCCCCUUUCAGGCACCUUAGACUCCUAUGCCUCUGUCAUCACAGAAAGUUAAUGAUUAGCAGUCCAAGGCAACAUCCCUGGUGAGGAAUAGGGUCAGCAGCAACAGACACCCCCUGCUCCACGUGGGGCUCUGAAAGAAUUUGUGUUCCUUUAUUCAAUCCGAACUGCCACAGGGUCAGACAGGCAGAAAGCGCAAGGAACCUGUUACUGUUGCAUCUCAAGAGAGAACCCAAGAAGCAACAGUGUUUGCUCCAGGUCUGUCAAACAGAUGCAUUCCCUAACAUGGCACACAGCAGGAACUAAGCUACAUUCAGAUAAGUCUCAAAUAGAGGCAGUCACCUGCUUUGGAGAAGUCUGGGGCAGGGCUAGGCCGUCCCAACAUCUGUCUCCAAGAGGCCAAGUACAGAAAAACCCCAAAUCCUGCAACUUGACUGAAUUCUAGUUCCUAUGCCCCCCAGCAGCUGUCAAACAGAGUACCACAGCCAGGCUGUAUUGGAAACCAUUUCACUUUCUCUCCCCAGUAUUUCCAUUCAGCCUCCAGCCUCGAUCUUGGAGACAGACUACAGCGCAAGAGAUGCUCAAGUAUUUUUGUCUUACAAAGCAGCUCAGCCAGCACUCAGAUUGAGUAGCACAUAUUCCAUACUGGGAUGUUUUUAUUAUUCAUUUCUUAUCUCUUCCAGAGAUAAGCCUCCACACAAUCACAAAAGAGGAAGGUGGUCCACUCAUUAUGACAUUUCUUGGACUUUGCCUUAUUGACCUAACCUCCUUUUGCACUCCAGUGCUGCAGGCAAACUGUGAAAUCUGUCUGGAAACAGUCCAGUUGUAGUGAGCUAGCACCAGCUGUGCUACUGACAGAACCCAAUCCAUGCUGCGAUCUCUCCUUCAAGUCACCUUGAGAGACACCAGACUAAAAGACAUCACCUAGAAUGGGUUUAAAUGAGUUUUAUUUUAGACAACCUACAUGAUAGAUGUUUUGUUUUUGAAAACAAUGCCUCCACUCCAAAUCAGGGUCAAAAAUAAG
Oenanthe melanoleuca is the source of this 9622-nucleotide messenger RNA. RefSeq names its product general transcription factor IIF subunit 2 (gene GTF2F2). The transcript is spliced from 9 exons. Bases 115 to 903 code for a protein of 262 amino acids. The record is from RefSeq and is a predicted model, not a curated record. Gene Ontology annotation, cellular component: transcription factor TFIIF complex. Gene Ontology annotation, biological process: transcription by RNA polymerase II; transcription initiation at RNA polymerase II promoter. NCBI's taxonomy places the organism in Eukaryota, Metazoa, Chordata, Aves, Passeriformes, Muscicapidae.